Trypanosoma rangeli is the source of this 690-nucleotide messenger RNA. RefSeq lists its product as uncharacterized. The transcript has a single exon. The record is from RefSeq and is a predicted model, not a curated record. The coding region runs from base 1 to 690 and encodes 229 amino acids. Lineage: Eukaryota; Euglenozoa; Kinetoplastea; Trypanosomatida; Trypanosomatidae.
AUGGCGAUGGCGACAGUACGCGCCAUGGCAGUCCCUACGCUGCUGUAUAGCUGCUUCUCCUCCGUGUGGGCGAAGACGGUAAAAGUUUCUCCUGCUGAAGCUGUGCAAAAAGUAUGGUUGAAGGUGGAGGUGGCUUGUGAGCCGAUUGAAGGAAAGUUACAUGGCCGCUUUUUGGAGAUGAAUAAUUGGGAAAGGUCUGUGAAGGCGAACGAUACGUCUGAUGAUGAUGUGUGGCUGUACAGUUGUUUGGAUUGCACAGAUGCGUAUGCUGCCGCUGACAAAAGUAAUGCUGUUGGGUUCAGGAUGGAGGUUACGACAUACGGAGAAAGUCAAGUUUAUAAAAAGUGGGUGGAAGCAAAUACUACUGGCGUUUCCUCUUCAGUAGCGUCAAUCGUUUGUGAGUUCACAGCCAUGAAUGACACGAAAGCUGGAUGCACCGUUCUAGGGGCUGAUCCAGUAACACCACCGGAACCUAAAGCAGACAGCCUAACAGAAAGGAGUGGUAGACACCAGCCAGAAGGGGCAGUUGGCUUCAAAGGUGCACCGCUUAUGACAAACGGAGGUGACGUUAAGUCCAAGAAGAGUGCAAAAGAGCGACAGUCGCAUAUGCAGCGCAGCUCGGAAGGGUGCGCGAAAGGCGCAGAAUACGGCAAAGAAAGCUCCUGCAGUUUAGAAGCCUGCGGCCACUAA